AAGCUGCAUACCUGGCCUCGAUGUCUGCCGCUGCGAGCCACCACACAGCCAUAUAUGGUAUCGGCGGCAGCGCAUUGCCGCCAUUCCUGGACCAGACCGCAGUCUCUUGCCACGGCCCCACCCCUCUGAGCCUCGUCAAACAAGAGCCCAAGGAGAGCCCUGGUGCAGAAAAGACCAACAAGCAGAGUGAGAAAAGGCCCACUUCUUACAAGUUCGAUACAGACUCGAAUAGAGGCAGUAGAGAAUCCUCGUCAUUGCCGUUUUCGUCGUUAACAGGGAGUUUGAUAAGUGCCCAGCUGCGAGAGCCUAAGCUUUCUCCGUCGUCGUGUUUGGAAGUGCCUUCGAGGUUGGACAAAAAGUGCGGCAACUCGAGCUCUUCGCGGGCAAAUAAUGGUGAUCUCUAUAGAGGGAAGAAGACUUCAACAAACUCACCUGCCUGUUCAAAUCCUUCCUCAAAAGCUCGAAGUGAAGCUGCGCCGAAUAGACCCACACAAUCAGCAGCGUCUGGACAUACUGCUAAAAGAACAAAUAACAGUAACUCAGCUGUUUCUUCUGACUGUAAAAAAAGUAGUGCCAAGUCAUCUGGCAAUGCCUUUAAUCGGUUACAACAAUCUGCGAUUGGUAAUUCAAUUUCGGCGUCUACGUCGUCUUUUUUGUCUGAAGCCCCAAUAAUUAGUGUUCCCACCCACGCCGCCUCCCCAAUUGCCCUCGCGACUGUCCAGCUCGAUGGCGUUGUUCUAUCAGCUCUGGCAACUCCGUCAUCGGCUGCCGCUUCUUCCUUUUCCACAAAAGCAAUAUUUCGCAACCAGCAGUCAGAUAAACCCAACCGAACCACACUGGGAGACAAGGAUCUAAGGAGGGAUACUCAUGGGAAAUUUGCUACAGAGGCGAACUUAUCCAGUGGGCUUUCAGAAGGGAUCAUCGACACCACACUCAACUGUAACGAGGAUAGGUCGGCUAGUCGUAAGGUUGGUGGCAUGAGCGGCGAUGUUAUUACAAAAACAAACACAAGUAUUUGUGGCGGAACCGUCAAUCCGACAGAGGAUUCUAAAUUGCUUAGUGACGAUAGCUGCGAUAUCAUUGUGGAUUCCACUGAAAAAGAUGAAUCUACAACACCCGUGGAUUCGGUAACCAAAUCUGAGACGGAUACGUCAGUUGGAGGGUCCACGCCCAGAAUAGCGUCUGCGGCAGACACCGAUAUGGAUAGCGACCACGAAGACUUCGCAUCUCAGGCGUCUGCAGAAACGGAUGCCACAAACACAUCGUUGGUGUGUGUGACCCGGAUGGAGACCACCUGUGUUGUGACGCCGUCGGGUGCCGCCUCUUCUGGGACGAGAACUGUUUAUGCAAAGACUCAGCCAGUGUUAUCUGUUGCU
Candidula unifasciata is the source of this 1376-nucleotide messenger RNA. NCBI's taxonomy places the organism in Eukaryota, Metazoa, Mollusca, Gastropoda, Stylommatophora, Geomitridae. The record is from the annotation of a GenBank genome assembly.